AUGGUUGAUAAAGCGCAAGAAACUUCAGGUUUUUUGCAUUUUGUUCAUUUUGAUAUUUAUUUUUAGAAGUUUCAAACAAAAAUGCAGGGACUUCUUCUCUAAACUGCAGUCCCCGUUUUUGUCUGCCUCCUAUUAACGAAACACAGAUUUGCCAACGCUUGAAUACUGGAGCGCAAAAGGAUGAAAUCAAGGUUGGCAGAAACCUUUUUUUUUACGAAUUAAAAUGGUAAAAGGCUAUAGGCGAAGUCAGAAAGGCCUGGAAAAGGCUUUUUUGUGCGUUAGUUCAUCAGCUUUUCUGCAUAGUUUUUAAUUCUUUUUGAGUCUUCAUAACCAUAGCAAAAAAAUUAAACUUGUCAAAAAGACUUUUUUUGCGACAUUCCUUCAGCUUUCCUCUGUUUGCUAUUUUCUUAUCGCCUACCGAACUUUGCCCCCCAAAAAAAUCAUAUUUUUGGUGAGAUUCGUUCAAAUGUUCCAAAAAUUAGAAUUUUUUUACAGAAGGAAUCAUGUGAAUGUAAUUAUGAGAUCCGUUUGCGCUUGCGUCCGAAAAGUCUUCCGAGUGAUGAUUCUGCACACGAGUUAGAGAUCAACUUCUCAGAAUCAAACGAGAGUUUUCGAAUGUACACGUCCAAUAACACUCUUUUCAUUACUCGUAGAGGUACUGGAAAGUCUCUAGAGAGAUUUUGGUUCAUUUUUGAAAACUCCAGGUGGUACUCCAGUAGGUCUGUAUAAUUUUCCGAGGGAACCCCCAGUGUUCCGUCUUCCACCAACUGGGACUAACGAACCUUUUGGAAUGCGAAAGCCGGUAUAUUUAUCUUUUUAUUUCUAUUUUUUUUGUUUCUUGAAUUGGGAGUUUGUGUUGCUCUUUUUUUAGAAUUAAUUUUUUUAAUAAAAAAAUAAUAUUUAUUGUAUGUCCAAAUCCACCUUAUUGAAUAAAAAAACAGUUUUUAAGAUUGCUAGUGUAGAAAAAACGACAUGGAUAGAUGAGUCGACUGAGAGAAUGAACGCUUUCAUCGCACAAUCUUCUGGUUUUCCACUACCCGAGGUCGCCGAUCCCAGCUACAAACGCACUGGCUUUGUUGGGGCUUUGAUUGAUUAUAAAUUUUAAUUUCCUAAUUUUUUGAAGUUUGAAACUCUGGAAAACGACGUUCGAAUCGAAAAUCCAUAUCUACAAAUGAGAAAACGGGCACAAUAUGCUGGGUGGGUACAAAAAAUGGCUCCUCGACCGACAGUAGCUCCAGAUCCCGAUGUAAUUUCCUUUCUAAAAAUCUUAAGCAGUAGUUAGUUUAAUCAUAAUUGUAAUUUUUCAGACAUCGUUUUGUAGCGGAUGGCCUUCAGAGAGAGCGAGUAAUAACUUGUAAAGUCAAUUCAAAAAUUAUAUUCAGUUUCAUUUUUUUCCCUGUGUGUCAUUGAUGUAAUCUGUUAUUAUUAUUGCUCCUUUUUUUCAAUUUGAUGCAUGAAAUUUUUCAUUUUGGUUUGAUGGUUUUUUUGUUCUAUCUCGCUGUCGAAAGCAGCAAACAAUUAUCUGAGUUUUUCAAAUAUCUAAUUAAUUUAUUCGGUUUUUUGAAAGUUGACUUUCUCGUUUAGAUUUUCUUUCUUUUGUCAAAAAAGAAGCUAUUUGCAUUGAAAACUUGAAUUUUUGAAAAUUUGCCUGAAUUUUAUCUGAUGCUCCAUAUGAAUAUUUUUGGAAGUAUCGACUUCUCUAGUUUUAAAUAAUUAAUCGCGAAAGUCAGUGAAAGUAUAGGACUUUUGGUUAUUUCUAAAAUUUUUUUUAUUUUUUUUUUGGAAACUAGGGAUUUAGGUAGGUCGAAGCUUACAUUUCAAAACUCUGGUACAUCAAAAAGUGUUCUGGCUAACUUUCAGGAAUUUCCAGAACGCAAGUUUAAAAUUUUUCCCUCCUCAGUUGUACUAGAACAAAAAUCUCCCUUUUUUUGGCCCUAUCAGUAAUUUCCAAAGGUCAAAUGGCUUUUAUAGUAGUUCGGAACAAGGUUGAAGCUCUCGUUAAGUUUUCGGAGCGCUCUAAUCCCCGCAACGGAUUUUUCGCUGACCACCGUCGUCCGUUCUUUUCUCUUGUUCUCCUUCGACUGUCCGCCUAAUGUCGCGCACACUCGCUCAUCACAACGCUCACACACUUUCACCUCCUCUAGCCCAGGUGCCGAUUUAUCGAUCGAUUCCAUCGCCUACGACACACAUUUGGCUGGUUUUAAAUGUCUUGAAUCGCGUAUUCUUCCGUUUUGAUCCGCUUCGAAGAAAAACACUUCUACAAAUCUUUUCGAGUUUUCGUGAUUCCCUUUUUUUUUCCCGCUUGAACGACAUGCUGUUAGACUUUCACUCGUGUAGGAAAAAAGAAGAAGAAAAUCCAGUAAGCAUGAUUUUAAAUGUGUUCCAAAAGUAAGUGAGUUCGUCUUAGAUUUUUCUUUCGGCUGAAUCUAACAAAAGUUGCGCAUAGUUCAAUUUUCUUUCUUUCUUUGAACUUUCAUCCUCAUUUUUAUAACUUCUCAAUAGUGAUAGCUCUGGAAAAACCUCAUGAACAUUUCUUGAAUUCAUCCAAUUUUUUAAAAUAUCAUAUUUUUACUCAUCCUACAACUUUAAGUCGGGCACUACGUAUUACGAAGAGGUUUAGACGUCUCUGUAGCAUUUUUGUGCAGGACUUUAUAUAUGGAAUUCCAAGAAGAAAGUUAAAAAUUUCUGAAUUUUUUUUUGGUUUUGAAACUUGCUUUUGAAAAAACUUUCAUCGUAAUUUUUGUUAAUAAUUCAUCUUCCUGGCGAAUUCAUCAUUUUCGGCUAAUCCUCUCGUAUUUGGCAGUGGUGUCUUUCUUUUUUUCCGGUUGAAGAACAUCGAUAUUUCGCAUAUGGUUGAGCAGAAGGACGCCAGGAGGAUUAGCGCUGAGAAUGCUCAUUUCUCAUGCUUGGCUUUCAUGUAUCCGAUGAAGCUUUCACUUUUUUUUUAUUUCUCUCUCCGUCCGGCUUACCUUUGGCUUUUUUGAUCUCAAAUCUUGAUAAUUCACUUUUUUUUUGAAUUUGUCUGAAGUUCUUUCAUUUUUAAGCACUGUUUCAUUUUAAAGAUCAUAUAUAUACUUUUUAUUCACUUUUUUGUUAGCAAAAUAUAGUUUUUCAGGAUUUUUUUGUUUUUUUGUUUUUUUGUUUUUCAUUUAUGACAUUAUUAGGCUGUUUGACAAUACAUGCUGAUGUAUAUGAGGUCCAGAAAUCUUUCGUUAAGGCUUGUUUUCAUUUUCUUGAAAUAAUUUUUAGUUCAUAUAUUAACCAAAAAAAGUUUUCUUUAACAGAUUCUCCAAAUAAUCAGCGCCUUUUUAAAUGUUCAUUCAAAUACAAUAACAUACAAAUCAAAGCAGUAAAUUUAAAUUUUUAAAUUAUCACACUGGGUAAAGUUUAAUCAAAAAAACAAAAUAAAAAAAUUUUUUUUCUUGUGACAACUGAUUUUUGAGGAAUUUUGAAAUUUACAGAAACAUCGUGUAAAAACAGCUGAUCUGUGGAAACGACAGGGAAAGACUGUUUGAGAAAAAAAGUUAUUUUUUUGAAAAAUAUAUAAUAUUACCCUUUCUCUCAGUUGUUUCUUGCUCCUUUCAUUUCUCAUGAUUUCUAUUUUCACUCGCAUUUUAGUGUUUUCUAUCUGACGCAGUUUCGAAAUACAUAAUAUUCCAGGAAUAGUUUGGUAGAGCACGUGGCCGACAAACGGAAGAAGUAUAACUGGGGCCUUGGGCGGAGAGCCUGUGAAAUGGACCGAAAAGGUCGCCAGGACCCCGUCAACGAUGCCAGGUUCUACGAAAGUCUCAUCAAGCCGCCGCAAAUGCGGACCACUGAGGUUUUUCGAGAAUUCUUCUGGAAAUUUGUCAAAAAGUGUAUUUGAGGACAUCCGGAACAUCUACGAGCAACUGCGGCAGCUGGAGAUGUUCAGCAACUUGUACAAUGCUCCUCUGAAGGCGAUUUGUGCCACGGCCAGAUAUGAACGCCAUCCAGCGCAUCAUAUUCUCUUCCGGUUGGUUUUCAAGCCUUUUUUCAAUGUCUUUUCGUAGAUCGUUUUGCUUAUUUUUGUCCUCACCAUAGUAUCUUCAUGCCGAAAAUAUAAACAAGAUUCCAUAAUUCUCGUCUCGAAUUAACUAUUUUUCUGAGUGACUUAUUUUUUUGCUUUUUUUCUUCCCAGUAAAUUUUAGAAUUUGUUGAUUUUAGUUUUUCUCUAAUGGUAAGAAAGUAAUUUACUUUUGCUCCAAUUCCUUCCAAAUUAUUGAUGAAAAAAAGAAAUUUGGAGCACGAUUUGGAGUCUUCGAAUUGGCAAAAAAGUGAAUUAUUAAAUUGAAAUUUAGCGCUUCUCUUCUUUUUUCACUGCUUCUCGCGCACAUUAAUUCAUCACUACUAUCUCUUUUAAUAACUUUUUGAAUGGAAACAUAAGAAUUCAAAAGAAAAUAAUAUUAAUUAUCAGCAAAACGUAAAUUUAAAAAUGGUUCUACGUGAAUUUUGUCUGAACUCGAAUUAGGAGUAAAAAGUUUUAAAACGGGGAAAAAAGAUCAUUAGAGUGAUUUAUUGCCUAAAAGGGUGUAGUUAAAAGGUUUGAAGAUAUAAUUUCCUUUAGUCAAGAUUUUCCUCCCAAUUCAAUUAAAUUUGCACUUCUAAAUCAUUCCCAAUGACUUGAGCAGCAUUCAAUAAACACUUUGUUUAUUUUUCCUCAAGAGGAAAAUCCGAACCAAAAAAUUACACAAAAGGGACAGAAGUUCAAAAACAGAUGUUUUUUUGGUGGCCAGGCGAAUGUUUAUUUAUUUCCAGUGACGGACAAGUGGCCUCGUGUUGGUACAUUCUGCUGUCUGGAUCGGUUUUUAUCGAGAACCACAUCUACCUGCCUUAUGGAUGGUUUGUUUCAUUUUCCUUUCAAUUCAGAAAAAAAGUUCGGAAUUCGUUAAUUUCUUUCCCACCCUCAUAAUUUUUCUCCGAUCUGUUUUCUUUCGAAAUGAAUUCCCCGAAGAAAACUCGUGACUCAUCAUUCUCUCAUUUCUUGAGCAUUUUUCCGGUCCCUUUACUUUUUUUCCCCAAUGAUUUGUAAGAGGUUGGGGCGUUAGUUUCCUGGUUUCAGUUAGAAUUUAGAGAAUUUACUGCCGGGUCCUAACAUGUUUCCUGCCUAAUUAAUUAAGAAACAUGUUUCUUGGGACCUCCAAAUGUUAAUCAUUGAUGUCAGUUUUUCUUCUUAGUUGUAGAGACAUCUACUUACUCCAAACCUUUUGGAAAGUGGGAUUGAGAGAAAAUUAAUUUUGAUAUUCCGCUAUCGAAUUCAUUGAGAAUAAUCAAAAGUCAUUUUUGAAAGGACUAAUUUCCUUCUUUCACAAAAAAACCUUUUCAACAGCAUUUUUUCACAAGCCUCUCACUUUUCUUUAUAUGUUUGAUAAAAAAACGUUCCUCAAUAAUGACUUUUUCGCUUUCCUUUUUUUCAAGUUUGCCUUGCGCUAUCCGUGAAAUUUUGUUAGCUUCAGUUCAUUGAGCAUUUCGAAUAUUUUAUUUGAUUUCGAAGAAGAAUUUUUUUAACCAGAAUUUUUCGCUCACAAAGGUUUUCCUCGUUGACCUCAUUAAACUAAAAGCUAUAAAUUUAAUCAGAAAGAGGUUUUCUCAGUGGAAACGAGAUUGAAUUUGGUGCAUAAAGCCAUAUAUUAUCCUUCCUACCAAUUUUUCACUCUUGAGUUGAAAUUUUUUUACCCAUUUUCGUUUGAGUUGGAGUUUAGAAAUUUUUUUGACAAUCAAUUAACUGAAUUUCAAAAAAAUAUUUUAUCAGAUAUCUAAUGCAAAUAUGUUUUUUUCUACUUGUAAAAAAAUUGGAUCCAACUAUAUAAUGACAAUUCUUAAUUUUCUGAAGAUUUGAGUCUGAUUUUUUUCGAUUUCUCAAAAAUUAUUUCUUUGUUAAAAUAAGUUUUGAGACUCAACUUUGUAUUAAUCUUUAAGAAUUGAGAUUAUUAUUUUAUCUCGAGAAGUAUUUUUUUAUAUGAAGCUAAUGAUUUGCUUAAUCCCGCGCUAAUCAGCGAAAGCUUGGAAAAGAAAUAAAACUGGCGAAGGACCGGUUUGACCCUUGGGCAAAUCGUCGUUUUUCCGUGGGAAUUCCCAAAUAUUCGCCCUUAUCUGCGGUCAGACGAAUUUCAUCGUGUUUAUAAUCACCGCCACUGACCCAGUUAUCCUUUUUCCUUCCUGUUGUUGACCAUUUUGACUUUCUGAACGUUUUCCCAGCAGAUACGUUCAUUUCCUGUCACGUUUUCCAUUUCUUCCAGCUUUUCUCUUUUCGUGGAAUCGAUAUGGAAUGCGCCCCAUGGCGAAUGCGAUUAAUAUUUUUGAGUGUCGAAUUUGGCCGAUUUGAAUCUUUGACGACCCCUCUCGAAUCUUACUACUGAAACGAUCGUUUUGUCUUGUUUUGAACGGAGAUUUUUAUCUCAAACUGAUUUUUAUUGGUUCCAAAGAGGAGAAAAUUGCUUUUGGGACCCCUUUUUAUGAUGAUCUCUUCGAUAAUCGGAUAAAGUUGGUUUUGAGCCUAUUUUUGGGCAAGAAGUUGGGGUGAUUUGCGGGUUUUCUUGAAAUAAAAUUGAACCUUUAUGAAUAGAAAAUUAUAAAAAGAUUUUUUUGUUAGUAGGAGAUUUUGAUCAGAUCAUUGCCUCGUUGAAAAAAAUUUUUUUCUCACGUUGAGUUUUUAUCUUUUUUUCAGAAGUUUUUUUCGAAUUUUUUUAAAAAAAUCCACCAAUAUGAAAAAAACAUAUCAAAUAUUUUUGCAGUUUUGGCAAACGUAACGGUCUGAACUACCGAAGGACGCACGACUGUAUGCUGUUGCAAGAAUCGGAAAUGAUUGUGGUUUGUUUUACUUUCAUUUCUAAUUUUUUUACAAGUUGAAAAAGCAUUUUAUUGAUGAGAUUUUCUGCUUCAAUUUUUUGAAAUCUACAGUUCCAAGAAGUUUUCCGUUUCUAAUUCAAAUCUUUGACUCUCAAAAUUUAUUUGAAGUGCUGAAUGCAUCUGAAAAAGUUCUGUCGUUUUCAAGACGUGGGGAAUUUUUCAAUUUUUCUUAGCUAUAAAUUUAUCAAACUAAUAGUUAUCCAAUUAUCGAACUCUUUCUCUCAAAAACGCAGUACAGAUUCAAAUGAAUUCCGAAAUUCUCGUUUCCAAAGCAAUGACCGCCAUCUGUUAUAAGAAGAAAAAAACCCAUCGUAGGUUCAUUUCUUCCUCUUCUUCUUCUUUUUUUUUCUCAAUUUUUCGAAAGCGAGGAAUUUUAUUUGCCGAAAGCCCAAUAACCUCUUUAUGAGCGCCUAAUAUACGGACUCUCUAUAGCCAAGCUGCCAAACACAAUUGUUUAUGAGCCAUUUAAUUCGCGUCGCGCCCACCAUCUCGUACUUUUGACCAGUUCGCCUUGUUGUAAACUAUCCUCCACACGAUGUUUUUCCAAUCUUCUUUUUUUACUCCUUUCCCCUUUUUACAGCUCAUUUAACGACCAAUUAGGGUUUUUUUGUUCAGCUGUAAAUGUUCAACUCUCGUAGAUCAAUUUCGAAAAUUCGUGCGGUUUACUAAAAAAAAAUAGGUUGGGAACAAAUUUUUUUCAGAAUCUUAUUUACUUUAUUUCACUCCUUUCCUUUUUACGGCUCUUUUAGCGACCAAUUAAAGUUGUUUUAAUGAAAAGUUUUGUUUUUCACCAAGUUUGAACGUUCAUCUCGAAGAUCAGUUUUGAAAAUUUGCGUUUCUUAUUUUGGGGUUGGUUUUUCGAUCUAAAAAUAUAAGAAAUUAAAGUUUUUCUGAAAAUCAAUUUCAUGACAAUUUUGAAUUAUUUUUUUAUGAGGUUUUUCCAUAUGAAAGUUAAAGCAGAAAAUUAUAUUGAACUACUGUUUUUUUUGAGUUGGAUUUUCUAACGUAAAAAGAAGAGGAAAAAGUAGAAAAAAAUUUUUUUGUUUUUUUAUUUCAUUUAUUUAUUUAUCCUGAAAGGGUUAUUUUAGUUUUUCUUAUUCCAUGCCCUAACCAAUUACUAUUUCUAAUUAUUUUUUUCCUAGUCAUAAAAUGACCUAAUUUCCUUCUCUUCUACUUAUUCGAUGAGAAAAGGACUCAAUCUCAUUGUUCUCAGGCGUGAGGACCCCUUUUUCUUGUCUUUAUUUCUUUAGUCAACACGAUUUUGGUGUUGAAUUUCACCUUUUUUCCGCCCCGGACUUUUUUUCAGUUUUUGACCUUAAACACGAUGUUUAGAUUCGAUUAGUUGCCCCAUCGUCUAAGCUUUCCGUUGCUGGUUUUUCGCUGAUUUGAUUAUCUUGUUAGUGAUAUGUGAUACAAAUUCAGAUUUAGUUUUUUUUUAUUCUAAAUGUUUUGAGGAAGCUCUGUAAUUUAAGCCUUUUUGUUUUUAACUUGGAAGAUCUGGUCCAAACUAGAGAUAUAAAAAAAUUUCAAAUACCCCUAACUUGAGCUAAAAUUGACGAAAAGUUCUGAAUACUUUGUUAAUUUCGGAAAAAAAAUAAAAUACUUUCCGAUGGGCUCUUCAAGUAAUUAUUUUUUUAAACAGGGGUAGACAAUUUUUUUUAUUUCAACACCCCUUUUCUAAGCUUAAAGAUAGUUUUAUACCUAGGUCUAAAACUUUUUGUUUUUUGUAAGUCAAGCUCGUUUUCUAGACAACAUGAGUUCUGUAACUGCCUACGUAUGACACUGUGCCUGGAAUUUAGUGAGAUUGUUUUUGUUCAUUUUUAGAUUAACUUCAAAAAUCCCUUUAGAGAAACAUCUAUGAUUUGAGAUUUGAUGCAGACCGAUUAUUGAUGAAUGUUUCUUCGAGAAAGCUUUUUUUUUCCUGAGCCGAAAACAGACCUACAAGCUUUGUUCAUUGGAUGAGAUUACCUGGUUUAGUGGGUUAAUCGGCUUGUCUUCGCAACAGAUUCCCUCCUGCUUGACUUCUUUUGCAAAGCCCGUUGAUUAGAUUUGGCCGACGCAGUGGAGAGGCAAAUCGCGUUGUACCCGCGGUGCGAACACUGCCAGUCGUAGAUCCCAUCUCUGGCAUCCCUUUUGUCACUUUUCCCAUACGUUUCAUACCACUCGACUGUUACCAGGUGUCAAUUGAUUUUAGGAUUUUUCGGCUCUCAAAUUUGAAAAUUUUUGUCUGGCCUAAAUACAGUUUUUUUUAAAAACGAUUUUCUAUUGGCAGCUCCAUUUUGAAAUGAACUGAAUUUUCCAAUUUUUCUUCACCUCAAUAUUUUCGAAAACUUUCAAUUUCGGUAUUUUUUGUGAAAGUUUUAUGUUUUCAAUCAUUUUCUCAGUUCCGAGUUGAAGUAGUACAAAAAGUUUUUUUCACGUUGAAAAAAUUAAAAUUAUCUUCAGGUGACUGAAAUUGCGUAUUAUUCAAAGUUCUUAUCGUGAUUCUUGAGUUGAAUCGUUUUUUUCUUUUUUGAAAAAGUAUGAUUCAUUUCUCAAUAGUUGUUUCAGGCGUUUUGUAAAAAUAAAACUUCUGACAACUACGCAAAUUUUGCUUCAUUUUUGUAAAAGAGUUGACGGUUGAAAAAUAAAACUUCUCGAUUUCUCAUGGACUUCAAAAAACUGCGUGGUCAAACUUUAAAAAAAGCUAGUUGAAUUUUAUAGACAAAAAUAGAGAAUUUUAAAGAUUGACUACCCCGACGUGUCGCUGACGAACGGCGGCGCUUCUCCGAAAAAUCGGCCAGAGGACCGUCGUCACAAACGGACAUCUGACCAACGGCUCGGUCCACGCCGUCGUCUCUGCCACGUCUUCUUCCUCUUCUGGGACGUCCCACGAAGGACCCGGCAUCGUUCGGCAUAUACGAAAAUCGGUGAGAAUGAAGAGAAUAUUGGGGAAAUGUAGCGAAGGUCAAAAGUCACACAAACAUAAAAGCUCAAAGUUUUCGCCAUUUCUAUCUCAAUUCAUGAAAUAAAAAGACAUGGGGUAACUGAUUGCACUGAGUCGUUGACUUUCUAAAAAGUUCUAUUAUAUUCAUUUUGAGAUUUUGAAAGGAAAAAAGUUUGAAAGAAGCUGAAUGUUUUGAAUUCCUAGUUUUAGAGAAAGGACUUCUACAAAACAAAAAAAGCAAAUUUUAUGAACAAAAAAUUUCUUACCAGUUUUUUUUCCUCGCGCAAGAUAGUGUUGGACAAGUGUUCGAUUGCGUGAUGUAUUUUCGGAAAUGGCGGCCGCCAGAGCUUCGACCCCGCUUUAAUUGCUUCUUUCUUCGUCUUCAAACACAAGACAUUGGAACGCGUUGAGUGGCUCGUCGAGAUUCCCCAACGUUUCCAGGCGCCGAAUAUGGACGUCGACUCGCUUCUGAUGCCGCCGCCGCCCGUGCCGCCGAGGCCCCCGCGACUCCCGCCGACUGCCGCCAAAGGCCCCGCGCCCUUGCCUCCCAGGGGCCUCCCCAGGUAUGUUGUGGGAACCGAGAAGCGCCAGAUCUUAUCAAUUGAGACUUUUGCGAACUUUCGGAUAGGCCUUUGUCGUUCUUUUUGAUAUAUAUUCUCCUCAAAUUUUUUUUUUAAUUUGCUGAUGACUCAUGGAUUUUUUUUUUGAAAAAUCUUUAAGGGCGUGAGACUUUGCCUAUGAACUUCAACUUUUCAAACGUUUUUGAGGCCUUUUUAUAAAAUAGUUUCUUAAUAGACUCCAUUUCUGCGUCCUCCAGUCUCUUUCCUGAUUUUAUUGAGGUAUUUAUUUGAAGGUGUUCUAUAAAAAAAAAUUUUUGGAUCAUGUUCUCGAGGUCUUUUUUUUCUAGUUACACUAAGAAUAACUGACGAGAUAAACGCGAGCUCGGUGGCGGUACAUUGACUAACUCGCAAAAAUGUCGCUUUUUUCUAGGCGCGAUCCCGCAUUUCUCUCGGCGCGACCUCGCAUUUUUCUCGGCGCCAUCUCGCAUUUAUCUUGCAUUUCGGAAAUUUUCAAAUUGCGAGAGAAAUGCGAGCUCGCGCCUAGAAAAAUGCGAGCUCGCGCCCAGAAAAAUGCGAGACCGGCGCGAGAAAAAAAGCGAGAUGUUUGCGAGCUCGUCAAUGUACCGCCAGUGUCUCGCGUUUAUCUCGGCAGUUAUUUUUAGUGUAUAAGCUUUUCAUUGCAAUUUCGGAAAAAGAUCCUAUAGAAAAUGAAUAAAAACAUUUUUCAACGACGAUUAAAAUUUUUAUGUGAGAAUCUCGAGUUUAUGGAUCAAAACUUUGCAUUGGCUAUGGUCCAAAAUGCCUCGUGGUCAAAGAGGACUUUUUUUAAAAUGAAUUUUCAACAUUCACUCACAUUUUUGCUUUUUGAAAAAAGAAUUUCGUGAUCAUUGGGUCGCUCGGAACUUUAAAUCUUCUUUUUAGCAGAAUUUUUCAUUGUUAUAAAGAACACACGAAUCUCAUCAUUGGCCCUCUUGCAGAACCUAUCCGAUGGACUUCCCGGUAGACGUGCCGACGACGUCUUCGACUUACUCCAACGACAAUCACCGGAGUCAGGUCUACCUCAAUGGUCUCUCCGCCGACGACGACACGCUGGUUCGUGUCAAACAUCGUCGCGAGAAGAGCAACUCUAUCGCUGGAGCCGCCGUUUCCAGCGGAACUAUCCGAAGGUUGAGAGGCCGCAGGUGGAGUUCCUCUCCCAGGAAUGUUCUGAACUCCUUUGUUGCAGUACGGCGUCUUCUACGACGACAGAAGGCGAAACGGCGAGCAAUGAAGGCGUCGACUCGGAGGACGAAGACGGCAGCGUUCCUUCUCAGGUUUCUUUUACCUUUUUUCCUUUUCAGAUGGGCAAAUAGCUCAGAUUCUCAAGUGACUUCUUAGAGAUUUCUAAACAUCCUUUUUAGAAUGUUUAAACGUUUCCUUUUUUUCUUGUCGAAGAAAAUUUUCCGGUUUCUAAUGAAAAGCAAUCAUUCUAAACAAAGAUUUUACCCAAAAAAUGUUUAUUUUGUCAUCAACUUUGGUCUAAAAAAGUUUUCUUUCAAAAGGGACAACGAGGAAAAAAAGUUUGAUUUUUCCGGUAUUUUCGCUACCGUAACCCUAGAAAGGGGCGGAGCCAGCUAUCAUAUGUAAACCUUUCAGGGUCUUUUGUGGUUAUUCUGAAUAUGAGCUCAGUUAACUAAAUAUUAAGCUUUGGUAUUAAAGGUUUAUCGCGUUUUUUUGGAAGGAAGGGUAUUAAAUUUAAAGUUAUAUUUUUUUAUGGGUGGCUCCUAACUUUCAAGUUACUUUCGAAGUUUUUUUGGCGAUUUGCUUUGAAAUUAUUUUUUUGUCAAUAUCUCAAAUCAUUCAUAACGGUUUUCUACCUUAAAUUUUAACGCCAGAGAAAUGUUUAUGUUAGAAAAGGUCAAUCUAUGUUUCAAAUGAGUAAUUUAACAUAGAUAAAAACUACUAAUUUGUUAGAAUGAUGAGUAACACGAAGUAAUCUUCCGAUGAAAGAUAGCUUUAAUUGAAGGAAAGCAGCAACGGAGCGUUUCUGGAUCUUCGGGAUUCAGUACGAGAAUGCUUGGAGAAGGAGCCGUCGGAAAGGAAUUCAGAAGAUUUGGCCGUUUUAUUGGUAAUAUUUCCCCUCUUCAUAUCAUAUAGCGAUAUUUUUGUUCAGGAUUUCAUGCAGCACAUGUCGGCUUUCGCCUCUCUUCCCAUGUCCAUCAAACGGCAACUUUGUCUCAAAAUGGUCUUUGCCGUGGUCAACGACGCCGGGACCGUUGUUUUGGGUCACAACGAGAAGCUCGACUCCUGGUCCGUUUAUAAUUUUAUUUUUGUUAGAAUCUAGGGCAUCUUGUGUGAAUUUUUGCUGUUGGGAAAGUCCAUUUUUCGAGUCAAACUUGGAAUAGUUCUCUCAGAAGCUGUUUUUAUAACUUCAUAUCGACGUCAUCUUUGUUUUCAAACAAUAAAAUAUGAAAAUAACACGGGAAAAAAAGAGCGUGUACGAGAAAUCAGACUCUUUCAAGUCUAGUGAAUGAGAAACUGUAUAAAUUUUUUCUAGCCGUAAAUAGUUAUUCUCAUUUUUUUUAUUCUCAUUUAUUCUCAAUUUUUGGAUACUUUCAUCUAUAACGCAAUAAUCAUGAUACGUAAUUUUUUUUGAUUUUUUUUUUCGCUAUUUUUAGGUUUCUUUGACCUCGUAGAGAAAUAAGCCCGCAGACAGGUCAGACUUUUCAAAAUUGUGUCGUAUGGGCUAUAACAAUCAAAUAGAAUAGGUAAACAGAUCCUUGGACCUUGAAAAAAAAGAAAAAAGAAAUUCGAAUUCCAAAAUUGAAGUGGUCAAAAAAAAACUGGAAAGAAGUCGUGGCGAAUGGGCUAUAGAAAUUGAGCAGGAUAGCUUAUCAAUAAUUUUGCCCUCGAAAAAACAAAAAUGAGUUGUUUGAAGAAGAUUUGAAGUUAAAGAUAUCAAAAAGAGAAUCCAGUAAGCUAAAGCUCAAAAUUUUACUGGCUAUUUGUUUAGAUACAACACUUUUUGUCAGAAAUUGAGCUUAUCCGUGUUUUUUUAAGGUCUGUGAUCGUGAACGGCGUGGUGGAAGUGAUCAAGCCGAAUGGCGAACGCGUCGAAUUCAAACUCGGCGACGCUUUUGGCGCCGAGCCAACGCCGACUUCACAAUUUCACGUCGGAGAAAUGCGGACGAUGGUCGACGACUGCGAGUUUGUCCUCGUCGAGCACAGGGUACUUGUAAAGGGAAAUAAUGAAAGUCAACGAAAAAUGCUUCAUAGGACUUCUGCUCGAUAAUGUCGACGAUUGGCGACCAUAUUGAGAAAGAUCGCGAUGGGCUCACUGGAGAAGUUGUUUCCGAAACGGAGAGAAGGACCAUUGGAAGUCAAGUUGGCCUCGUGCUCAUCAAGGGAAAGGUUUGAUUGAAAAUUGUGAUAUCAAGUUCGGUGGACAAAAAAGGUUUCUGAUAAUCAUCUUUUACUGUUUUUAUGCGCAUAUUAAGUGUCUCAAAUCUUAAUUUUCACUGAUUAUAAGACUUUAAGAAAUGAAAAAUUAGAUUCUAAAGACCUACAAAUUAGGGGAUUCAAAGAAAAUGCGCUCCAUCGCUAAAUUAAUUUUUUUUAGAAAAAUUUGAAUUUAAACUUUCUACCGAGUUUCUAAUUAAUGAAGACUAAAUAAUAAAAAAAUACCGUCAGCUUUUUUUAAUUUGAAAAAUAUUAAUUUUCUAAAUUUUUGGAAAAAUAUUGAGGUACAAAACCAAACUUUCGAAUUAAAUGUUCCAUUUUUUUCGUGUUUAGAUUUGAAAAAAUUUUUCCAAAGAUUUGAGCUUUUUCAAUCUCAAACUUUUUGAAUGAAUUUUUUUCAAUGUUUGGUGUUUUUCAUUUCCUUUAUCAGAAUCUUUUUUUGUCUCUUGCCAAGGUUUUUUUCGGGAGAUCAAUACGCUUUUCUCUCGGAAAACCUUCAUUUCACCUCUGAUUCCCCCCUGUUUCAGCCUGACAAACUGAUACAACAUCUCGUCGACGACCGAGAUCAGAACGUCGAUCCGCAUUACGUGGAGGACUUCCUCCUCACUUACCGCGUUUUCAUCCGUGACCCAACCAUUAUUUUCGAGAAAUUAAUGUUGUGGUUCGCCGACUCGGUCUAUCGCGAUAAGGUAUCCUUGUCAACCUGAAGCUUUUCCAACUUUGAUGGUUUCAGGUGGCUCGAUUAGUCCUCUUGUGGGUGAACAACCACUACAACGACUUUGAGACGAAUGAAGAAAUGUCGAGGCUUCUCGAAAGGUUUCUUUUCGCAGUUUUUGAAGGAUUAAGGGAUUUUUUGAAUAAUUUUCACAUUGAUUGGUAAACCCAUGGCUUUUUUUUUUAAUUUCCUUUAUGUCUCAAACUUUUCAGUGAAAGAAGUUUUUUAGACAUCAAAUAAGGAUACUUGAAAUUGAAUAGAUUUUUUUUGGCAAUGUAAAAUUCAAAUUCAAGCCUUUUUUAUUCAUAUCCCUUUUUUUUUUAAAAUUUGGUUGAAGAUUUGUUUGGGUCUUCACUUUGAUUUCAUCAGAUUUUCACUGGAAAAAAUUGUGAAUUCCAGAUUCGAAGGGGCUUUGGAACGGGACGGAAUGCACAGUCAGUUGAGUUUGCUCAACAUUGCCUGUUCUGUGAAAGCAAAGCCGAGAACCAUUCAGGUUUGUUUUUGCUUCAACUUUUUCUGUUUCAGCUUAUUUUCAUCUGAAAAGAUCUGAUGAAAUUUUUUUUCCAGAUGACACGCGCUAAGGAUGACCCAAUGCAGUUUCUGUUGAUUGGCGGAAAAGAAUGCGGAAGCUCGUUAUUUGUCGCUGAGGUGGGCUUUUCUUUGAAUCUAUAUUUUGUCGAAUCAAAAAUUUUGGAAGGAUUUUGUUUGAAAUUUUAAAUUUUGCCUCAGGCUGUGGUCUGAAUUGAUGCAUAUCAGCUCAAAAAUUGUAUUCUUCCCCCUUCUCUUUAUUUUAUUUAUAUUUUUUUCCAAGUUGAAGGUGACCGUGAAAAAUAUACCAUCGGGAUACGACUUUUUACCUUUUUUUAUAAUCAUAUGGGCAGUAAGAAAUGAAUUUCAAGAUAAAAUUCCGUUCUCUUUGAAAUUUUGAUAACGUCGAAAGGUAUACUAAUUGUUAAAAAAAGUCGACAUUCUGAAAGUUUGGAUUCAAAAAAAAGCAUGAAAAUUAUUUUCGUGUACGAAAAAAAAAAUAACGUGAACGUAAAAUUAGUGGUCAUCUUUUUAGGCUUUCCUUGUUUUUGUUUUUUCGGAAUACUUAUAUUUUUUGGUUUUUUUUUUCAGUGUUUCCUUGUGAGAUUCAUCUGAGACUUGUUGGUUUCAAUAGAACUAAGCAAUCUCUUUUACAAACUGCACUAAUCUUUAUUUUCUUUUUUGUUGUUUGCCAAUAUUAUUAUAGUUGUUAAGGUGUUUCCUGACACAAAUGCGAAACGAGCUGGAGUCAAAAGAGCUGACGAGAUGCUCGAAAUAAACCAGCAGUCGGUCAAGUACUUGACCGUCACCAGGGCUCAGGAAAUCCUCACGGUAUCUUCAUUUUCAUUCGUUUUUUGAACAUUCCACACGAUCUCAAUAGCUAUUUUAUUUCUAUCCAUCUUUCAGGGAAGCCUGUCGCUGACUUUGUUGCUCAAAAGCAACAUUCUCGGCUUCAAAGGAGCUUCUGGGUCGAACCGAACAUCGCGAAGGCAAAUCCAAGGGCCAUGUGGCCACCAGAAACAGCGUUCCCGUCGUGAUUCCGGUCCACAAAAGUCUGUUGACCUCGAAAAAUUCCAAGGGAACUGGAGGAGCCAAGUCGAGCAUGAUGGACAAGCUCAUGACCAUCCUCAAGUCCAACAAGGACGAGGAUUUCGCUGAUGAGGUAAUCUUUUUCGUUUUUUGAUGAUGCUUCAAUUUUAGAGUCUAAAUGAGGUGGUUUUACCACAGAGUCUUGAAAAAAGUUUGAAAAAUGCGAAGUUUUGAAAGAUCGAAAUUUCUGAAAAGUAUUUUUUAAAAAUUUAAAAGAAAUUAUCGAGAUUUGGAUUCUUUCAGGGAAGACAAAUAACUUCGGAACUGCGUCCGAGCCGAUCAAAUCCGGAUAUCACGUCCAUUUCCCAGUAUUACGGUCCAGUGCGUAGCGAAUGUCCCGAACAUGUCCUCAAGAUUUAUAGGUUUCCACUUUUCAUGAGAAUAUUUCGAUAUUUAUCUUUUUUAGAAGCGACCAAACGUUCAAAUACUUGCCCGUCUACAAAGAAACUUCGGCGCAGAAUGUGGUUCAAUUGGCUUUGCAGGUUUGAGAUUCAACUUUUUUUCUGUUAUUUUGCUGUUUCUUUGCUUUUUUGAAUACUCUGCCUUUGAGAUUUUGUUGAACACAUGCUGAAUUUCAAUGUGCCCUGCUUUCAACUAAAAUGCGUUAAAAACCUCUCUUUUCUGCCAAUGAUACUGUACAAACGCUGGACGUUAAUAUUUGUAGACAAAAAGUGAAAAUUUUUGUCAAAUUUUGAUAAGGAUUCUUUAAAAUUCAUCUUAACUCAGUUAAUCUGAUACUAUUUUCUAGCGAAAUUUCAAAUAUGGCCUUUUGAAAAGUUUCUUGUGAGAGUAUGUAUCAAGGCCCAUUUUAAAAUAAAAAACUUCCUAAUUUGAGAGCAAAAAGAGCUCAGAUCCCCAAUAUAGCUCAUUUUGUUGGGUUCUGUGAGUUUCUUUGGAUACUAGAUUUCUUCACUCAAAAGCUGUGAAGUUUGGGAAUUACCGGAUUUUUUCUGUUACAGGAUGAGUCUUAAGCGUAAUUUUCGGCCGAUACUUUUCCGAACCGGGAUGUUCCGAAUCGAAAUCCGAACCGAUACUUUACCGAACCGUACUUUUCCGAAUCGGGUGUAUACUUUUCCGAACCCAAAUUUAUUAUGCUUUUCCGAAUCGUAAUUCAAUUAAAUCUUUAGGUGGUACCGUCCUUUUCAAUCCGAUUCCUUAUUAUUUUUUUCCCAGAGUGCAGCCUUCCGUCUGACCAUUUUCGAAACUCGAAUAGGAUUCAUUUUUCCUCGAGAGGAUUCAUUUUUCCUCGAGUGCUCUUUCAGAAACUUUUUUUUUUGGUUCUUUCGAUUUCAGAACGGACUGUGGCAUCGCCAAUGCCAACGGUCAGCUCUGAAGAGCACUUGCGGAUUUAAAGUCCUUCCUGCACACCGAAAUUUCGAAUCUUAAAACUGUUUUCCAAGUUCAAAUUUUUAAGACGAAAACGGGCCAGUCAACUUCAGAGCGGACCGUUGGCAUUGGCGAUGCCACAGUCCGUUCUGAAAUCGAAAGAACCAAGAAAAAAAGUUUCUGAAAGAGCACUCGAGGAAAAAUGAAUCUUAUUCGAGUUUCGAAAAUGGUCAGACGGAAGGCUGCACUCUGGGAAAAAAAUAAUAAGGAAUCGGAUUGAAAAUGACGGUACCACCUAAAGAAUUAAUUGAAUUACGAUUCGGAAAAGCAUAAUAAAUUUGGGUUCGGAAAAGUAUACACCCGAUUCGGAAAAGUACGGUUCGGAAAAGUAUCGGUUCGGAUUUCGAUUCGGAAAAUCCCGGUUCGGAAAAGUAUCGGCCUAAUUUUCAGAAAAUGAUCAUCCUGGUGAGAAAAAAACUGUUUUUAAUCGACAUAAUCAGAACAAGAUUUAAAAUACCCAUUUUCAGGAGUUCAACAUGACCGCCGAAGGAAGUUUGGAGUGGUCGCUCUGUGAGUGUACCGUCACUCCGGACGGCGUCAUCAAGCAAAAACGACUUCCGCCUCAACUCGAGAACCUGGCCGAGCGUAUCGCUUUGAAUAGCAGGUUCAUCUUGAAUUUAUUUGAAACUGAGAAAAAAUAGACUGAAAUGAAGAAAAACUUCACGCAAAAUUGUUUAAUUUAUAAUUCUGCCAGUUACGUAAAUUUUUUAAUGACUUAAAGCUAUGUUCAAUAUGAAAAUCGGUUCGAGUGAAUUGAAUAUCAUCCGACUUUUCAUUUUUUUUUUUUCCGAUUUUUUCAUAUCGCUAUGGAAAUUGCCUUCUUUUUCCUUGAAUCUUAAAAAUUACUAUACUUUUUUUUGUUUUAGUUUUUUUCAAUUUUGAUCCUACUUUCUAGGGUAUAAGGGCGUGAAAACUAUUAAAUUGUAGCAAAAAAAAAUGUGAGAAACGUCUCUCGCGGAAAUUUCCCUAGCGGUUUUUUCGAAAUGAUUCCUCGCAUAUUCGUAUUCUUCCAGGUACUACCUGAAGAACAACAACCGGUCAGAUCCCUUGGUUCCGGAUGAACUUGCCCCUGAACUUCUGAAAGACGCUCAGACUCAACUUCUUCUCCUCAACGCCCAGGUAACUUUUUUUUUCCAAACUUUAUAUUUUUGCCAUUUUUUUGGUUCCGCAUUUAUAGUUUGAUCGAAGUUUUUGAUUGAAAACUUUUUUUCGAUUUUUGGGGAAAUCUAACCAAAAAAAUCUCUCUUUUCACACAGUAAUUUCAUGGCGUCUUCAAAGUGGUUCCGCGAAAUUCGAAACACCCAUCAGAAAAAGAAAGAGAUUAUUGAAUUUUGGAGAUAAAGAAAUAAUUUUGCAAAUUACUUUCUUCACUAAGUCCCAAACUUAUCAAGAGUCCUUUGAUGGAAAAUCUUAAGAGUCAAAUGCGAAACGGGAAAGAUUGAGAUGGAAAGAAUAUUUGAAAGACUCAAGUUUUGCAGGUGGUCGCCGCCCAACUGACCCUCCAGGACUUUGCCGUUUUCUCUGCGAUCGAACCGACGGAGUACAUCGAUAACCUGUUUCAUCUCGAUUCUAAGUAUGUUUUCUGAGAUUUCGAGAUUGCUUGGUUUUCAUCUGAAUCUAUGAACUGUAGCUUAGAAAGUUGAAUAUUUUUGAGAUUUUUAUUUGAAAAUUUUGAGAAGUUUUCAUACGUCGGCUGGAUCCCACCCCGCGGUGUGGCCUACCCUAAUUUCGAACUAUAGCUAUUUCACGGCUGGCUUGAGCCAUCAGAAAAAGGGUCCUGACACGAUAAUAAAAGAGAUAACGCCUGAUUGGGGAAGAGCGCAGACACGCCUUCUCAGCGCCCCAAGUUUGCCUUGAAUCGGCUAUAUGAGUUAUAAAAUUUUUUUCACGUUUUUAUCAACCGGAUUGAUUUCAGAUACGGUUCUCCGCGUUUGGAAGAAUUUGAACGGCUGUUCAACCGGGAAAUGUGGUGGGUGGCGACGGAAGUUUGCUCAGAAAGACAUGUUCAACGACGGGCCAAAAUCAUCAAGAAGUUUAUCAAAAUCGCUAGGUACAGUCAAGAAAUAAUUCAAGAGAAACCAAAAAAGCUUUUUCAGACAUUGUCGCGACCUUCGAAACUUCAAUUCGAUGUUCGCCAUUGUCAGCGGCCUCGAUAAACCGGCGGUGCGACGUCUUCACGGUAGUUGGGAGAGGAUUUCCAGGUUUGUGGAAACGGGAGAAUGAUGGUGAUAUUAAGAAUAUAUUCGGUGAUAUGAGGGCUCAAUGAACUUCAAAAAAAAUCGGGAGAAAAUGUUAAAACUUAUUUUUUCGGUGUAAGAAACGGUUUUCAAUUUUAGAAAAAUAAAUUUUUCAUAGGCCUCAGGGACGUUUGCGAGAAUUCAUAACAUCGAUUUCAAUUUUUCCGUUACCCUGAUAUUUUUUAUCUCGAAGAUUAAGGAAUUUCACUUAUUUUAUACUUUUUUUAAAAAGAAAAUAACACGAAAAUUUGAAAUAGACAGGAAUUUUUCUAAGUUAGGGUAAUUCCCUUGAUUUAUACACAUUGAAUCGAUUUUUCCAGCAAAUAUCAUCGAAUGCUCGACGAAAUUCACCAACUGAUGGAUCCGACCCGAAAUAUGUCCAAAUACAGACAACAUCUGGCCGAAGUCGAACAGGAGCCUCCGGUUUGUUUUAUUUGAAACAAAAAAAUAAAGAGUUGAAAAAUUUCUUGUAAACGUUUCAAGUGGAAGUCAUGGCUUUGAGGAGAAAAAUUCGGAAGAUAAAAAUAAAAAAAUUCAAAAAAACAGAAAAAAAUAUACUUUUUGGUUAGAAAGCGUGUUCAAAAAAAGUGAUUUCAUAAAAAAAUAAAUCAAUUUCAAAGAUUUUCUCGAAAAAUUCUAGUUUUCAACUCAAAAAAAGGCUUUCAACAUUAUUAAAAAAAUAUUCUUCAUAUGUACUUUGGCUAUUUAUUUUCAAGUUUACUUGAUUUUUUUAAAAAGGAAAAAGUGGGUGAAAAAGGGCGAAAUUGUCUCAUUAUUUAUUUAUAUUUUCAAGUAUUAUUGAUAAAUUUGAGCUUCCGUUUCAUGUUUUACCACGAAAUUAUCUACAGGUGGUGCCAAUUUACCCGGUCAUCAAGAAAGAUCUGACCUUCUCGCACGAGGGAAAUCCCACGUACACCGACAAAUUGGUCAAUUUCGAGAAGCUGCGACUCAUCGCCAAAUCCGUCAGGACUGUCACCAAGUUGAGCAGCGCUCCCUACGAAAUUGCCAGCAUGGCCGAGAGGGUUCGAUUUUUUUUUCUUUCGAAGGAAAAAAAAUGAGAAAAGUUCAAUCAUAGUCAUUUUGAGAAUUACUAGUGAGUACAAAAAUUCUAGGGUUUUUAUAUGAAAUCUUCUGACAAGAUAGAUCAUGGGAAUUUCCUGUAAUUUGGCCGGAAAUUUCCUCGUUGUAGCAGAAAUAUAUUCUGAAAGUUUCUACCUGCACAACUUCCUAGUUUUUGAAAAAUAGGGCUAGAAGACCCACAAUGACCAAUUUUUACGGAUUUUAAGGGAUUAAUUUAUUUUCUUACAACACUUUUUUUUUAAUUACAAUGGUUUUUAAGAGUGGAGGCGCAGUGAACGACGCUCUGCUGCACAUGAACACCUUUGAAGGCGGCGGCAGUGUGGCGACCAUGCGCAAGGGAAUGGCUCAUCGGGCCAAUCAGCCCAGGAAAAAGGUUAAUAUAGCGUGAUGAUAAUUAGAUUUUGGCUCUGAGAGAAUUAGAAAGGACAAAAAUUAGGCGUAAACAACAUAAAUAGAAUAGGAAAAAUACACAGAGUUUCAAGUCAACAUGAAGCUCUCUAUUUUUGAUAUUCUUUACUUUUCAAACUUCACGAAUCAUGUUGUGAAUCUACUCAAAUUGCAAAAAAGCAUUAUUUCGAUCUUUAAAAAAAUUGAGCGAAACUGCAAUUAACGUUUCGCAUCAUGAUUUCAUGCAAAAAGCUCACAAUCAAAAUAGUUGUAGCCACUUAAUACUUACCUUUCCGUUUGAGGUUGGAAAAGAGCAUCUGUCGUUAUCAUAAAAGUCUGAUUUCAAUAUCAAAUUACGCUGUUCAGGUUUAUGAACAAGCGCUGAUGGUGAGAAAGGUGAAGGCGUACAUCGAAGGAAUGCAGGUCGUCGACAACGAGAUGGAGCUCGACGCCAUGAGCUCAGAUCUCGAGCCGCAAGUUCAAAGUGAGACUUCUAGCUCUCGAAAUGUUCAAAAUGCGCAGAUUUCAUUUAUCUCUUAUUUUUCAUAAAUCUGAAGGUAAAUUUUUGUCCUUUACAGGUUUGGUUCUUUUUGUGCUAAAUAUUUUCAAGCGGAAGUACUCAGAAUCAGCUAAAAUGCGCUUGAAAAACUUAAAAACUGAUUUUGUCUCAUAAUUUUCAUGAAAAAGCUUAUAAUAAGAUAUUUCAAGGUGGUUUUUUUCAAAAGUGUAAAUCCCAAGCACGUAAUUUUGACCAGCCUUGAACUCUAGAAUAUCUUUCUUGCUUCUAAAUCGUUCAAAAUCCCUCAGCAUGCAAUUUUGGAUUGAAUCUGCGAUUAUUGUGGCCUUUUUCUUGUGAAAAGAAAAAACGGGCUUUCAAGUUAAUAGAAGCCACGAAAUGACUUUUUUUCAGCGACUCGCGGAUCUACAGCCGCCCUAGGAACGAUGACGAACGCGCGACGAGCUCCGUCGCCGACGCCGUCGUCGCUUUCCUCGCAGUCGACGGGCUCUGCCGACCAACACUCGCGGCACCGUUUCAUGCUCGGCGGCAGUGGCGGCCCCAAGUUCGGCGUCGAAUCGCCGCAAGCCGUUCAGAAGAUGCUCUCGCUGGUGCAGAAUAGCAAAGUUAAAGGUUGGAAGCAGUUCUUUAAGAGCAGGGAUUUGAAUAUGAGAAUAGAAUGGAGAGGAGGUGAGAUUAUUGAAAAUUUAAAAGGCCUUGUUUAGGUUUUUAUAGUUCUAAAUUUUUGAAAAAAAUUAGAAGACUUGGUAGUGAUAGCAAAGUCCAAAAUUCAAACGGCUAAAAAAGGGAGGUCUGAGUGGGAUUCAUAGAAUUAUCAAAUCCAUCAUUUUUCAUAGAAGCUUGAACUCUCAACACAAGUUGGCUUAGAAGAAUUGAGUUGAAAAAUUUUUUUGGAACACCCAAAGUUCGAAACAUUCCAGUCUUUGCUUUUUAUUUGUCCUAGACAACGCUCAUGUUUUUUUCGGGACCAUUUCAAAGUUCUACAACUUUUCCAGUGAGAUAAACGAGAAUUUAAGCUGAUAUGAUUCGAGACCAAUGGAGAAUAGUAAAGUUAUAAAUUUUUUGAACGAAUUUUUAUACAAUAUGACGCUUCGAACUUCUACUUUCCCAACUUCUAUUCUUCGGCUUACUUCUCCCAAGCUAUCCGUGAAGUCAUGACCCAUUUCGGUCGAUGUUGUCCGUUCGUACUCCGUUGUGUCUUCCAGGAAUGUCGCCGUCGACGUCUCCAGCUCUGAGUGGACCUCGAGGCCUUCAACGGAACGUUCCCCGAGUGACGGCCCGUCACGGAGGGCCAGGCCCGAUCGGCGUCCAACGCCAUUCGUCGAUCCACAGCGCUGAGCCUCUUGAUCUCAACGAAGAGACCAGCUCCGUUUCUACCUUCUACUCUUCCGGUUCGUCGUGUCGUGUCCUUGUUGUCCUUUCCUGGAUUUACGAAAAAUGAGCUUUCAUAAGAACUAAAUGAUGAAAAAAAAACGUGUUUUAAAAUGGAACAUGCUUCAAAGUACCUUUUUGUUCCAAUUUCGAGCCGUUUUUAUAAAAAUGUAUAGAAGAGAAGUAGUUAUUUUUCGUGUGCUCAUUCGAAAAAGCUCAGUUUUUGAAAAUCCGUUUUCCUUUUCCCCUUAGCCCGCCAUUCUGUGCUUCAUUUAUUCAAAUAUUUGCACUUCAGUUUGAAAAAAAAAUAGAGAAUUAAUUUUGAUUUUUCCGCCCAAUAAUUUUGGUGACUCAAGAAAUAUUUGUAAAGGUAGUCACAACUUUUUUUUAAGUCAAUCAAGUCAAAUUUGGCAACAGAGCUUAUUCAUAGAUUCGUGGUUCAAGUCAAAACUAGAAAUUUAUUUUGAUGAUCAAAUUUUCAAUUCUGUCCAGCUGAAGAAAAACAACUUUGAGAUCGUCAUGAGACGGAGUUCUCAUGAAGUGUGGUUUCCUUUUCAAAUUUACUAAAAUAAUGUUGAUUUUGCUUCUUCCCAGUUUUUUUUUUGAAUAAAGACUGUUCGAAAAGCCUUGCUGAGGUUUUCGAAGGCGCGGAGGCCUUGUGACUCUAUAAAUGUCGGAAAACGGAUCUUUGCCUCGAAAUUCUUAAAAAUUAGUCCAUGCUCCUACGAACCCUCCAGCAAGGCCUUCAAACAGUCCAUAACUUUCCCUGAUGUCGAUUUUUGACGUGUCAUCCAGUGUUUUCGUUUUUUCAGAUGUGUUGAUUUGAAGUUGCACGGCGCACUCGAAUUUCCCCCGUGAUUUCCUCGACUUCCAUCCACCUCCCAGUCCGUCGCCGUCCCAUUUUUCCAUUUGUCGCAGUUGUUCUUCUCACCAAAACUUGAUCAGAAAACGUCUUUGGAUGUCGCUUCUUUAGGUGAGAGCAUGCCAAACCCAAUUUGUCGGUUUUUUUUCUCAAAUCAUCUGAUUUUUGUGUGAUUUCAUUCUUAACCCAAGUUUGAAAAACCCUGUCAUAUAGGAUUUUUUUUAAAUUUCAUUUUAAAAUUUACGUGUUUGUUCUCAGUAAGCAGAACUAAGAAAGAGAAUGUCAAUCAUAAGCGCUCCAUGAAUAAUUCUUCGGACAGUGCAAAUAAAAUUGACUGCUCUAACCCCGGUAACGGAAGCCGGACGCGCUCCAGACGUUUCUGAGCAAUUCUAGGGACCACUUAAGAGUUUUAACGCUACUAAAGUGGUCACUAGAUAUUUUCCGACACGUCCGGUUCGCGUUACAAGGUCCGAGUUUUUUUUUCAAAAUUCAAACUUUCCUAUUCGAAUAACGGUUUUUUAACUCGGAAUGAAAAGUCAACCUCAAAGUUAUGUUUUAAAAAAAUUAUCUUUUUGAAUUAAGAAUGUUUUUUUGGAGGGCCCAAGUUCCAUUAGGAGAACUUUUUUUAUUUUUUUUGACGCAGCUGAGGCAAUCUAUCAAUUAUCCGGUUGUCCCAGGAUAAUUCAUUUUUAGUAGGUGCUCAGCGGAGGUCGUGCUCUGAAGCUCGUCUGGGUUCCUCGACGUUUUACAUCGACGCCGACCCCAACGUCUUCUCUGCCACGCCUUCUCCGACCACGCCUUCUUCCAUGACCCGAGCCAUCACCGUCAAACCGCCGACGGCUUCUAUCUCCGUCGUCAUUCCCAGCAAGGCUCCCAAACUGUGAGUUUAGAAAAAGACAGACGUGUCUCUGAAAAUUCGUAAAAACUUCGAGCUGAAUUCUUUUGACGAGGAUCCUUUCAGAACUUCUCCACGUUCCUCAGCCUCGCAAAUCAUCUCGCCGAGCGGCGUCGCCACCUAUUCUCCGAACAGCCGGUCGCUCUCCCUGACUUCUGUCUCUUCGACCGGAACUUUGGAGCCGUCCUCCUCGAGUCUCAGCGGCUUUGUACUGGGUCACCGUCCGGUACCGGCCUAUUCAACGACCCUUUCCGCCUCUUCUCAGUCGCUGAGAGGACUUCCGCCCCGAGGAAGAACCUACAGCAACCGGAUGGAACCUAUUCGGGAAGGUAAGAGAUAAUAAAAAUCCGGAAAUGUGCGUUAAAAAUAGAGGUUCAUGUUGAACUUUACGCUAAAUGUCGAAAAAUUUUAAGUAUAGAAGGAGGCAAAUUCUAUAAAAACGUAUAAAAUUCAGUUCUGUAUCUGAAUAUCGUCUACGUACUUUAAAAAAAAGUUUUUCUUCACGCUAUUUUUGAAAAAUAAAAUUCACGUGAACUUUGCGCGUAACUUGAAAUGUUUUUUGUGCAUCGUGUUCUGCGGCCAAAACGAAGUAACCUACGACAAAUUAAUAUUAUUUAUUUUUUUAAAUUAUUUUUUUCUUUUAAAUAAUUUUUGAGUUCUAGAAGUUCUUUAGUUUUUGAGAAAAAAAUUAAUAAAUUUUUUUCAUUUCAGUUUUUCCAAUCUGAGUUUUUUCAACGUGUGUAAUUUUUUUCCCGUUUCAGAACCUUCUAAAAAUUUUAUCGACAUUUUGUCCUUUUCAGGUACCCAAUUUUCUUCGGAUCAAGUCUCGCGAGUAUGACUUCUGCCUUUUUUGAAUACUUUUUUUUGUAACGUCUCACUUUUUACAGCAUUUUCAAUAGUUACGAGGUGGUGGAAAGAGUUGUUUCAAAGCUUAGUUUACCUGUGAUUUCUAUUUAUUGUAAUAAUGUAUGUAUUUAUAGGGUUGCGAAUUGUAUACUGCUUUCUUAGAUUUAUAUAUCUUCUUCUUUCUUUGUCUUUGUGUUUGAAAACGGAUAAUCAAUUGGUGCAAAGUGAGUAUUUUGUUGUGUCUUGUAUAAAUCCCCCUUCUAUUUAGGCUUUUCUAUUCGUUUCUUUCAGUUUCUGUUUCAUUUGCCAUACGCUGUGAAUUCAAAAAAAGUGUUUAGUACAGAAUAACUACGAGUCUUGCCGUAAUAAUCCUGCAUUGAUUUGUUUGCUCAAUUAUUUCCUUGGUCGGUUGUAUUUAAUGACUACUUAUUUAGGCAACUAUUUCAUCUUCACUGUGAACUUCUUUCCUUUCAGAGAUUAUAUUUCGGUCCAGUGAAAGAAAAAAAAUAAAUCUCCUGGCAAUACUGCAUUUGUGCUAUAUCUUUCCUGCUUACCUCAUUUCAAAAAUGCUUAAUUUGAUGAAAAAAACUUUCAGCAUAAUGUCGAUAUCAGAACCUCUUGUACAAAUUAAACGAAAGAGAUUAUUUUUAUUGGCUGCUUAUGUUCAAAAAUAAAUAUUAUAUGAUUUUUUUUUUCUAUUUAUCGCGUCAAAGAUAACAGUUCUCAACGUUGUUUUCUACUUCAGCGAAAAGGUCUCAAUCGAUUUUUUUUUCUCGUGGUUCAUAUUUUGUCUUUGGAAAUUAGAAGUUGAAGAAUGGCGGCUCGUCGAGCGAUUUCCCGCAUUUCGCCUCAAAAUAGCGCUUUAUUCGUUUGCGACUUGCAGGAAAAAGUUCAGGCAAGUGAAAUUUGUCUCAUUUGUUUUUUUAAUGAGUUUCUGUUUUGAAUACCUGAACAAUGUUCGAUUGUGAGAACCUAAUUUCAAGAUAAAUUCAAAUCAUUUUCGAAACAGUGAUCAUUGUUUUUUUUUUCGAUCAAAAACCCCCGACUUUUCGAAGUUUGAGCUCAGCUCGUACACUAUAUCCUAUUCUGCUCCAGCUUGUCAUGUUUUUCUUUCCGCCGAAAGACCGUAUACCUAAUUAGAUCAAAUUUCUACUUUUAUAACGGCAGGAAAAAAAAGGUCUUGAAGCGAAAGUUGGUUAAAUUUGACCUGGCCUUUUGGCGGAAAGAAAAACGGGAGAAGCUAGCGCGGGAUGGUUUAUAAUAAUCGAGCUUAAUAAAUUUUGAAGUUUAUUUUUUGUUCAUUUUUUUUGAACUUUGUACAUUUUCCGGAACAGUGUUAAACAUGAAUUCCAGUGAGGAGACCUUUCUUCAAGUAAUCUUAUUAUUUCGGGAGAAUGACCAAUUAUUCGAGUAAACUCUUCAAAAUAACUUAAUAAUAAAGUUUCAAGAAAUAAGCUUAAAUUUUUGAAAUUUUUCAAGAGCUCAACAAAAGAAUACUCCAAUCCUUGUCAUCCUAUCACGUAUUUCGAAGAAUAAGUAAACUUUAAAAGUAACCCUCGAGCUUAAAUUUAUUGAGAAUUUUCUAAAUCAAGGAGAAAAGGAAAAAGGCUCAAUUUCGGGCAAUAAAAAUCGAAUUGGUCGGGGUUGAACAUAUGGGAAACUAGUGAAAAAAGUUACUUUUUGUAGGUAAAUAAAUCUCGGAGUAUGCAUAUUUUUCUGAUUCUAAAACUUACAAGCUAGCGAAUCAUAAAUGAAUAAAGUAUCAAAGUGAAAACAAUAAUCAAAUUUUCAAUAAAGGUGGCAAUUUUUGAAAUUUUCGACGCUCUUCUUUUCAGCAAGACGAUCCAGUACUUCCCGGAGAUUGUUCAAACCUCGCGACGGCUGAUCGACACGGCGCGAAUUUUGAAUAUCCCGACGCUCGUCACUGAGCAAUACCCCAAGGGACUCGGCCACACGGUCCCUCAACUCAAGGAGGGACUUUCCGACGACACUCCGAUCCUCGAGAAAACCAAGGUUUUCAUGGAUAUCCUACUGAAGUUUCGAUUGAAUGACCGUGAAAAAGUAGCCUAACAUGGGAAAAUUUCGGAAUUUAUUGAAAUUUGAGUGAAGAAAACUCUGAAGAGCUAUUUGAAAGUUUCAGAAGCAGCAACCUGUUCGAAUUCCGAUAUUUCGAUAAAAAAAAUUCAUAUUACUUAAUAAGCGACAUUUAUUAGUUCUCAGAAAAUAGAAGUUCAUUCAGGCUGAGACUCUCAGUAUAGUCUGUGAGCCACGAAUUGAAAUUUCACCGAACGACAUUCCGCUGUUCCGUUGCGUGCGUUCGCGAAGCGUCUUUCGAAUCUAGCUCACGCUUUCAAUUGAUUUUCCUUGCUGUGGUAACACAUAAAAAUAGAGUACCUUGAUAUAAAAAAAAAAAGUUAAAAACGCGACCAAGGUUUGCAAAGGCGCGCAGCGGCACAGCGGAAUGUAGUUCGGUGAAAUUCCAAGUCGUGAUACACAGGCUAUAAUAACCUGAAUUUUUUCCAAGAUUUUUUUCCUUUUCCCCUUUUUUGUUAAGCAGAAAGAAAACUGCAAAAAAAGCUUCCUUUUUCAGUUCUCGAUGUGUCUCCCCGAUUCGGAAGGCAUCCUGAAAAACAUCAAAAACGUGAUUCUCGUCGGGAUCGAGGCACACGUUUGCGUCCUUCAAACUACGUGGGUUAUCAUGGAAAUUAUUUUUUGUGUUUGAACAUUUUUAAAUGGGUUAUUUCAAAAAGUGAUUCAGCAAAGCUCAUUUUGAAACUUGAGCAUAACUAGAAUCUCUGAGAAAAUUUUCAUAAUUCAGAAAGAAAAUUUGAAAUUUAAGGAAAUUUUCACCUAAAAUAGGAAAUCAAUCUUCAACUUUGGGUUUUCUAGAUUUGGUGAAACUUUUUUGUACAUCGGUAGUUUUUACGAAAAAAAGAGGAUGGCUAUUAAAAAGUUGUGUCGUUCAAAAAAAAGAAUAUUUCGAUGACCGUUUUUUUUCUUUUAAGUCAAUCCCAAAAUAUUUUGGUUCUUUUUUAGCCUUGAAAUUUUUUUCCGGAUAGAAAGCUUCUGAAUACUCUGACAUUACAUACAGUAACAACAGAAAAACAAAACAUAAUGCUUAAAACAUCCUUGCUCAAUCUUUUUGAAACGUUAAAGUUAUAAUUCUAUUUUUUUCUGCGGCCUGAAAUCCCCCCAGAGUAUCUCAAAUAACAGUCAUCACAUUUCCAGAAAGUUUCAGAGAGAUUAAACUUCAUACAAAAAAGUUGUAAUCAUUUUUAGCAUCUUUUCAGACGGAACUGUUCUCUUCAGAGAAGAUUAUAAAUAAUACGAGCCAGGAGAGCAAGAUUGAAACAGCAAAAUGAAAUGAUUCAUUGCAGGUACGACCUUCUGGAGCGCGGACAUGCGGUCCACGUCGUCGUCGACGCCGUCAGCAGCCGUUCUCUCACUGACAGGUCAAUCUAAAGCCUUUUUUCAUACUUCUAAAUAGAUUAAUGAAAAUCCCCCAAGUAGUUCCCCUUCCUUUUCUGUGUUGGUUCUAUCUUUGGUCAUUAUCCAACGUGAAAAAGGAGAAAGGAAAAAGAAGCGAUUGCGUGGGAACACCUGCUUGUGCAGCGACUUAACGCGAAGCGUCCAAAUCGGCGCCAAAUGAUGCUGGCGCCAGCGCCGAAGUCCUCUUCGUUUGUUUUUCAGAAGCGUUACCUUUGAUCCGCUUCGAUUUUCGGUCAAUCGAUCCGUGUCGCCUGAUCAAUUUUGAUCAAACUCGGAAUUUAUUGAUUGAGCGGAAAAUAACCGAGUUUUAUCAUAUGACUGAACUGAAUAUUGAAAAGACUAGAACAAGGAUCUCAAAGAAAGUUAGGAACGCUUAUUAAAUAAGGACAAUUGUCAUAGUUUUCGGGUCCGAUAUCAGUAAAUUAUUGAAGCCAAGCCUUUAUCACCCUAAAAGGAAAAUUUCUAUGGAGCCUUCCAGCAGCCUUUUUCACCCUCGAAGGGUCCUUCCGGCUUUGCCUAUCCGAAAAAUCGAAAAGCCACAGAGAAUCUUUACUGGUUUGUUCAAAGUUAGCCCUUUCUCGACAGCUUUUCGAGGCCUAGAAGUGUGACUUUUCGACCCAAGUCGUUGAAAUAAUAGCCAAUCGUAGACGUGGAACGUAUUCCAACCGCUGGAAAUUGUUUGAAGAAUAUUGAUCAUAAAGGGACCUCGAUAAAUGAUAGAAGGACAUGUCUUAUCACUUGGUUAUCCUCAAUCAACGGCUGAUUCUUGCUCACCGGAGCUCAGCUUUAUUUGUUUGCCAGCACGUGGCUGAUGUGCAAAUCUUUGCAUGUGAUCAGCGAUUCGAUAGGAAACCCUUCUUUUCGAGUACCGCGGUUUUUGAACUAUCUCAACUUUGCUGCUGACUUGGGCUAUUUCUGUUCGACUUGUAAGUGUGGAGAGCCCUCAAGAUCAGCGGGAAGUGAGACCAAUGAGACAAGUUAUUGUUUAGUGACACUCGGACGCCGAGUGGGGUAUCACCAGGUGUGUUUUGGACGACUCUGAGCUGUUUAGUGGUCUCUUUAGCGAAUUUACCGGUUUCAACCUAGGUUUUUACAAUAAAAAAUAUGGAGCCGUUGUUUUUAUUGAAUUUUCUUUUCUAAAAAGAUGCCUUUUUAAUAUAAAAAAAUUGUUGAUUGUUUAGAAAAAUCCUUGAUUUUCAAGUACAAUUUUCUUGAAAAUUUCUAUGCUUUAAAAUCUUAGUUUUUCGUUUCAUUUUUUUUCUAUUCGUCAAUCGAAAUCUUCAGAAAAAAAAGUUAUAAUGCCGGGAAGGUUGAAUUUGUUUGGGUCUGGUCUUAUUAUUGGGAGAACAAGAGGAGGAAAUGAGGAUUUUAUGACUGAAAAAUGCAUCUUUCAGUUAAAAUAAAUUUUCGAAACCUUUUUAGCAAAGAGCAUACGUUAAAUUUUGGCUUUUUUUUCUGAUAGAAGUUUGAAGUUUGAUAAGAUACUGUUCUUGUCAUCAUGACUAAUCGUAUCCUCUGUUCAGAAAGUUCGCGUUCAAGCAGCUGGAAAGCGCUGGAGCCGUCUUGACGACUUCGGAAUGCGUGAUUCUUGGCCUCGUUCAAGGAUCCGACCAUCCCAAAUUCAAGGAGGUUUCCUCUUUUUUUCUGGAUUGAAAAUACUCUCGCCAAGUUUCUCAUGAUCCAUUUGGAAUGGUAUUUUUCCUUACAGGUCCAGAAACUGAUCAUGACGUCGGCGCCGGACACGGGUCUCGUCCGUCCUCGUCUCUAA
This is a messenger RNA of Caenorhabditis auriculariae, 30961 nucleotides long. Lineage: Eukaryota; Metazoa; Nematoda; Chromadorea; Rhabditida; Rhabditidae. The record is from the annotation of a GenBank genome assembly.